AUGAAGGAGCCGCAGAGAGAGAGGGACAGAGAAGGUGGACACGUUGGAAGUAGCAAAGAGAAUGACCAGAGCUGGAUUCCCAAGAUCCUCAGGAAGCGAGUGUGCACCACUUUUGUUGAAGACUCUUUCAGUAAUGGAGCGCUGUGUCAGUGUGGUGGUGUGCGGGAGGUGCAUGACUCUGUGGCAACGGCAGACUUCUUUGGAGCAGCCAUUGUCACUCAGUGGGACAGCAGGCAGCACUCUUCAGAGUGUCCCACCGACGCCUAUGGGGAACUGGAGUUUGCCGGCGCUGGACGAAAACACAGUCAUUUUCUGCGGCUGUCAUGUGACACCUCACCUCAGAUUGUCUACACCCUGAUGACGGUUCACUGGGGCCUGCCCUUACCCAACUUAGUUGUGUCGGUGGUGGGGGGUGAAGGCCAUGAGAAGGUCAAAACAUGGGUGAGAGAUGUCCUAAGAAACGGGCUGGUUAGGGCUGCACAGAGCACAGGGGCGUGGAUUCUGACGGGGGGUUUGAGGGAAGGCGUGACCCGCUGUGUGGGUGAGGCGGUGAGGGACCACGGGUCCGCGGCUCCAGCUAUCUCCAAGAAGAAAGUGAUUGCUGUGGGGCUGGCACCCUGGGGCCUGGUGCACAACAGGCAGCAGCUCGUCAAUGCCCAGGGCAGUUUCCCUGCUCGAUACUACGUCCAGAACACAUCGCGCGACUCCUGCUGCUUGGACAACAACUGCCAGGCUUUCCUCCUGGUGGAUGAUGGUACUGUUGGCCGCCGAGGGGGAGAGACAGCCUUUUGUGGAAGUCUGGAGGACUACAUUUCCCAUCAGCGCACUGGCAUUUGGGGUAGUGGCAGUAUUGAAAUCCCUGUGCUGUGUAUGCUCAUCUCAGGAGACGCCAAUAUGCUGGAGAGAUUAGAUGUCUCUCUGAGGAAAGCUACACCCUGGCUGGUUCUUGCUGGUUCUGGUCCUGCUGCAGACUUUAUCAGUGAUCUGCUGGACAAUCUCUCCUCUGUUUCCCUGAGUACCUCCUCUCCUCCAGCAGAGGGGGAGGCUGCUGAGGGUCUCAGCGCAGAGCUCCGCGACAAGGUCCGUGACAAGGUUCAGAGAUACUUCCCAGCUGCAGCUGAGCUGGAGAAACUGGUGGAUAGUGCUCUGAGUAUUUAUCAGAACAGAGAGUUCAUUACUGUUUUCCAUGGGGAAAAGGAGGGCUCUGAUGAUUUUGAUAUAGUUCUCCUCAAAGCUCUUGUUAGAGCUAGUAAAGGUGUGUCCAGUGAAGCCAUGAAGUACACUGAGGAGCUAAAACUAGCCGUGGCCUGGAACCGAGUGGACAUCGCCAAAACUGAGCUCUUUAAUGGAGACUUACAGUGGAAGUAUGAGGACCUUGAGGACUCCAUGACAGACGCACUGAUCAACAACAAGCCCCAGUUUGUGCGUCUCUUCUGCGAGAAUGGACUGAAUAUUCUGGACUACCUGACAUACCGCCACUUGGAAAGCUUGUACUGCUCACUGUCAGACAGCUCACUGGCCUACAUUCUGCUCCAGAGGCAUCUAAGCGAGAGGCAGAGCCUGGGUGGAUCCCUGCCCAACCUGCAUGGAGCUCAGACGGUGCCUCUGAAGAGUCUUCAGAGUGCAUUAACUGGACCCGCUUCAGCAAUGGAGCUCAACCUGUAUGAGGUAUCCCGCCUGCUGUGGGACCUGUUGGGUGAUGUCUGUCAGCCUUUCUACUAUGGACCUUUGGGCCUGAACCCCAGCACCGGCACUAGGAAGGCUCUCAAGCAAGUCAAUAAGAUGCUGCUGGGGGAGUGUAUGUAUCAGGACCAGCGCUGCCUCUCCCCCUGGGCAGCCCUCUUCAUCUGGGCCAUCCUGCAGAACCGCCGUGAAAUGGCUAUUUACUUCUGGGAGAUGGCAGGGGAGUCAGUGCUGAGCGCUCUGGGUGGCUGUAAGAUGCUGAGGGAGCUUUCUAAGCUUGAGAGUGAGACUGAGACCAAGCUAGCCAUGAAGGAACUGGCACAGACGUUUGAGAACCUGGCACACGAUGUAUUUGGUGAGUGUUACCAGAGCAACGAGAGUCGCUCCUUUACUCUCCUUAUAAGGAAGUCUCCAGUGUGGGGCGGAGCUACGUGCCUUCAGAUGGCCACUGCGGCUGACGCCCGCCAGUUCUUCAGCCACGAUGGUGUCCAGUCCCUGCUGUCUCAGAUCUGGUGGGGUGACAUGGAGAGGAGUACUGAGGUCUGGAAACUGGUUCUCACCUUCUUCCUGCCCCCUCUCAUCUACACAAACCUUAUCAGCUUCAGAGCACAAGAGGAGGAAGAUAAGUCUGUGGAGGUCCACCACGGCAGAGACGCUGACAGUCUGGAUGGAAAUGAUGCCACCGUCUUCUCCCUUGCUGACAUACAAAAUGAGGAAGAAUCCGAGGAGUUGAGGGCUCGAAAAGAAAAGCUGAAAGACUCCAAGAGACCAUUUAUUGUGUCACGGUGGACACAGUUCUGGUAUAGCCCUGUUACCUCAUUCCUUGGCAACGUGCUGAUGUACUUCCUGUUCCUCUACCUGUUUGCCUAUGUUCUUUUGGUGGACUUCAAGCCCCCACCCCCUGACGGCCCGUCCACUCUGGAAUUUGUGCUUUACUUUUGGGUUUUCACCUUUGUGUGUGAAGAGAUUCGGCAGACCUUCUUUGUGGGCAGCACCUUUGUGCUCCAGAGGAUGAGGAAUUACAUCCAGGAUGUGUGGAACAAGUGUGACCUCACAGCCAUCACUCUCUUCACUUUGGCUUUGUGCUGCAGAAUGUUUCCCUGGUCAUAUGAUGUUGGCCGAGCUGUCAUGGCCAUAGAUUUUAUGGUCUUCACACUACGUCUGAUCCAUAUCUUUGCCGUCCACAAACAGCUUGGGCCCAAGAUCAUCAUCGUUGGCAAAAUGAUGAAGGAUGUUUUCUUCUUCCUUUUCUUUCUGGCUGUGUGGCUCUUGGCUUACGGAGUGACCAAUCAGGCCCUCCUUUACUCGUAUGAUCCGCGCCCUGGUUGGAUAUUCCGCCGAGUGUUCUACAGACCAUACCUGCACAUCUUUGGACAAAUACCUAUACAUGAAAUGGAUGCUGAUAAAUUGGUGGAAGUACCCUGUACAAACAACGCCACACUCAUUGAAGCAGGAGAGGAGCCCUGUAUGAGCACCUACUCCAACUGGCUGGUUGUCAUCCUCCUUGUCAUCUACCUGCUGUUUACCAACAUAGUACUGGUCAACCUACUCAUUGCUAUGUUCAGCCACACCUUCUCAAAGGUACAGGAGCACAGUGACACCUAUUGGAAGUUUCAGCGUUACAACCUGAUUAAGGAGUAUCACUCAAGACCCUGCCUGGCACCGCCCUUCAUCAUCAUCUCACACCUCCACCUUUUCAUCAAGAGAUUCUACUACCAGAUCCCCUCAGUCAAAAUCAAACACUUUGUUCUGGAGUUGCGGGGCAAGACGGCUAGCUGCCUCAACACAUGGGAGGCUAUCCAGAAAGAAAACCACCUCUCAGCUCAGAAUAAGCAGCAGAGGGAAACCGACACAGUACGAAUUAAAUGUACAUCCGUCAAGGUGGACAGUGUGCUAAAGCAAAUGGCAGAGAUCCGAGACCAUGACAGAAGGUUGCGGCUGCUGGAGACAGAGCUGGAGUACUGCUGCAGCGCCCUCUCCUGGAUGACAGACGCUCUGUCUCAGAGUAAUCUGAUAAAGGCUGGCCACCUCCCCUCUGCUCCUCAGAGAUCUGACUCGACUGGCUCCAAGCUGACUUCCUGAACUCCAGGAGUUCGUUCACUCACUCACUCACACACUCACUCACACACAGUUUACUCAGGGCCAUUGUGUCAAAGUGCACCAUGUUUGCUAUUCUGCUAAUCAUGUCAUUUGUUUUACUGUGAUGAAUUAAAAUGCAUUUUAAUUUAGACAAAUAAUAUGCUGAUAUGUUUAACAGUAGUGCCGGCAUGCAUUACUGUCUGCUACAGUCCGACUGCAGAUGCCAGAUGGGGGCUUUUUUAUGCCCCAAAUGUUAGUAGAUUACCUUAUUAAUAUUUCUGCUAAGUUCAUUAAGUAAGAACAAUAUCACCAUUUAUGAGAUAAAAUUGUAUUAUAGGAUGAAAACCUUUUUUAAACUGCACUAAUCAAUGUUCUAUAUUAACAAUGUAUCAAAUUGCUAACAUGUGAAAGGGGUCACAAAAAAAGAACUGUACUUUCUCUCAGCUCGUCAGAGGUUUUUAGCCUCUUGUAGCUCAUUCUUUUUUUAUCAACCUCAUUUAGUUUAAUCCAUAUCAAAAUAAAGAUACAGUGAGAAAACAAACCAAUAAAAUCAACGAGUGCAGUAUGAAUGUCUGUUUCAAAUUGUUCCUGUCUAUGUGUAUUAGCUAGUUUCUAACAACAGCACCAAUCUAAACUAAGCUAAAGACCAUGUGUAAGAGCCAUAUGAGACUUAGUAAGAUGUCUUAAAUGAUUUGUGUAACAAAUGUGUGGAAAUGCUCCUU
Messenger RNA from Anarrhichthys ocellatus (wolf-eel), 4484 nucleotides. It is a transcript of the gene trpm4a, whose product is annotated as transient receptor potential cation channel, subfamily M, member 4a. The record is from RefSeq and is a predicted model, not a curated record. NCBI's taxonomy places the organism in Eukaryota, Metazoa, Chordata, Actinopteri, Perciformes, Anarhichadidae. The transcript has 28 exons. Gene Ontology annotation, molecular function: ligand-gated calcium channel activity; calcium-activated cation channel activity. Gene Ontology annotation, cellular component: plasma membrane. Gene Ontology annotation, biological process: calcium ion transmembrane transport. Bases 1 to 3765 code for a protein of 1254 amino acids.